CCAAUCAGCAUUGCCGCUUCAGUAAAUGACUGAGUUGAUCUGCUCUGUACACCAGGAAGAGCGGAUCAGUCGCCGAGUGUAACAGGGACUGGGGCAGUUCUUUCAGGAUGUGGAGACUGACACUUACCGCGGUCGCUGUUUGCUUAUUGAUAUCUGUGGCUGAGCCCCAGGGUUUCACUAUCCUGACAGAAAACAGUCGGAUUAAUGUGACCGUCGGAGGAAACGCAUUAUUUUCAGUGAAGCCGUCAGGCGCGGUGAGGUCUGGAAACUGGGAUUUCAAGGGGGAAACUGUCGGUCGGUGGAUCGGGAUAAAUGUUGAUUUCAAUAAUGAGUACAAAACACGGGCUGAGAUCUUCUUCCCAAACGGAUCAUUCCUGCUGAAGUCAGUGACAGUUUCGGACAGUGGAGAUUACACUGUUAGCAUGACUCCAGUUAAAGGCAAUGACGCAACAGCAACCAUCGCUCUGCACGUCCUUGAACCUGUUUCUAAACCCACUAUCUCAUCCAAUGACACCAAUCCAGUAGAAUACAAUGACACAGUGGUUCUAACAUGUCAUGCAUCAGGGACAGCAGUUUCAUAUCAGUGGCUUAAGGAUAAUAAGACUAUUAACUCCAGUGACAGGAUUGGUCUGAGUAGUGAUAACAGCACCUUGACUAUAUAUGGAUUGUUGAGAUCUGAUGAAGAAUUUACGUGUUAUGGAUACAACAUGAUUAACGAAAAUACAAGUGAUCUAUAUCUACUAAAUGUUAACUAUGGACCGGAAUCCCUUAAUAUAUCCAUCAGCCCACAACUUGCUUUCUACAUUUCAGGGUCAAAUGUAAAUUUUUCCUGUUCUGCCAUUUCAAAACCCAUUUCUGAAUUUCAGUGGUAUCUCAAUGGUAAUUCUCUUCAGCAAAAUAUACAGCAGCUAAUCAUUACUGAGAUAUCCUUGAAUAACACUGGUAAUUACACUUGUGAGGCCUAUAACAAUGCAACAAAAAGAUACAGCCUGACAACAAUCGACAUGACGACUGUGGUAGAACCUGUUUCCAAGCCUAAUGUUAUCGCCAAUGUCACCAACCCAGUAGAACACAAUGACACCGUGACUCUGACGUGCUUCGCAUCAGGCACCACAGUUUCAUAUCAGUGGCUUGAAGACAAUAGCACUAUUAUUCCUGAUAACAGAUUUAUUCUAAGUGAUGAUAAUAGAACUCUCACUAUAUCUGGAGUGUUACGGUCUGAUGGAGGAUUCAUGUGCUAUGCAUUCAACUCCUUUAGCAGAAUGACAAGUGAUCCAUACAAUCUAAAUGUCAGCUAUGGACCGGAUCUCCCUAACAUAUCCAUAAACCCUGAUUUGUCCACUUACCUUUCUGGAAGAGCUGUUACUUUUUCAUGUUCUGUGGACUCAAACCCACCUGCAGAAUUGGAAUGGUAUCUCAACGAUACCUCUCUUCAACAAAAAGGGCAACAACUUAACAUUUCUAGUAUUACUUUGAAUGGCACUGGAAAUUAUACCUGUCAGGCCUUUAACAAUUUAACAAAAAGGUAUGGCGCCUCAACUAAACAAAUAGUUGUAAUAGAACCAGUUUCUAAUGUCAUUGUAUCGUCCAACAAUUCAAAACCAGUAGAAAAUGUCGAUACCGUUUCAUUAACUUGCAAUGCCACGGGCUCUAUACAAUCACGGAUAUGGUAUAAGGAUAAGCAAGUUAUCAAGCAUAAUGACAGAAUAAUAACAUCUCUGAACAACGAUACACUGACUUUAAUCAAUGUUAACAGGCACGAUUCGGGAACAUAUAAAUGUAAUGCAGGCAAUGAUUUUAGCACCGAAUCUGGAGAUAUCAAACUGCAAGUUAAUUAUGGACCAGAGAACGUCAGUAUUACACCAUCAGGGCCAAUAGUAGAACAGGGGAAUUCUCUUACAUUAACUUGUACUGCCGUAUCAGUUCCACCUGCUACAUAUGAAUGGUACAAUGGGAGUAAGCUGUUAAAGGCAGGAGAAACUUAUAGCACUGAACCAAUAAACUCGAAUCCUGGUGGGAAUUAUACGUGUCGGGUAAAUAACAGCAUAACUAAGAUAAGCAAAAACACUACCGUACAGGUAACUGUCCAAGAAAAGCAUGAAAAGGAAAGCAAAUUGUCUACCGGUGCCAAAGUAGGCAUAGCUUUUGCAGUUCUUGGUUGUGUUGUUAUAUUGGUGGUUGUCAUAGUUUUGUGCAUGAAGAAGAAGUGCAAAAUAUUCAGGGCAAAAGGUGGAUCACAACAAAAUAAUAUAACAGUGGCUUCACCAAGAAACGGGCCAGUGCCAUCUAGCAAUGGGACCAAUACAGAAGUCACAAAGCCAAGAGAGCCAGAUGUUGUUUAUGCACAACCUAACAUUUUGCAACAAGGUGCAAAGACUUCAACUGCAACAACUGAAAACAUUAAGACUGAUUAUGCUGAAUUGAAGUUUAAAUGAGUUUUUUUUAAUGACUGGACAUAAUUUUAAUUACUAUCAACCCCAAAUACAAUAUGGAUGCAUGUUGUUUCCCAAGCUUCUCAAAAUCAAAAGUGAAAAACUUCUGAAACAGAAUAGGAAGACAUGCAACAUCAAUUUGGUUAAAAAAUUCUUAAAGGGACUGAAUUACAUUAAAUAUUAUUAUUCCACUGUGGCAUGGCAUCAUAAAUUUAGGCCAAAAUUGUUGAAUAGAAAGAAGAAAGAAAAAGGGCACAGACGGUGGUAGUUCAUUCAUUCCUAGCCAAUCAUCAAUUCUUCCCUGCCAAAACACCAGGCUUACUAAAUUAAACAUUGAUAUAUAUGCUCUUAGUCUCCUAAUAAUGUACCACCAGAUUUACAUCAGGUUCUAACCCAGAGUCACAUAGUAAAUGUACCUACGAUAUAGAGCAAGUAAUCAAAUCUGGCCUUUCUGAUGAAUGUGCCACUGUUCUUCUUUGACUACUACCUGGCUCUUCUACAGACUUGUCCCAAGUUUCCUUUAGAAAGGGUAUUUGGUGAGCCAAAAGCAAGAGACCUAUUUCUCAAGUUUUCUUUAAUACAGCAGAUGCAUUGGGAAGGCGGAGCUUGUUUUUUUUACUAUGUUGCUUUUAAUAUGCAAGGGUGGGACAGGGAUUCCCAACAUUUUUAGCUAUGGAAAGCCACUAUUUUGCAUAAAUAUUAUUAAUAUUUUCAUCAUUCCCUUAUUUUACCCAUCACAUGUAAUGGAGAUGUGUGAGUGAGCUUUUUAUAACACCAAAAUCUAAUUGUAUUUUCCUGGCUCUGACAAUUUUCUGAUGUUGCUGUUUUGCAAAGAAUUAUGAGGGACACAAAUGUAAGAGUUCCGAUAUUGUGAUGCAAGUGAAGUUUGCCGAGAUUUUAUGUAACUUUCUGUUGCAUUAUUACACAGAGUGCUAGCAGCACUAUUGUUCUCUACCCUGUAAUAUUGCCUGGGCAAACUGGGGUUUGUAUUUUAUUCUUCCUAGCUGGAAAUGACUUGUGACCAGCACAGUAAAGAAGUUUCACCCCUUCUGUGCUGUAAACAUCUAUGAGUCUAUAAAUCUAGUAAUAUCAGCCAGACUGUGAAAGGGAAGAUAUUUUCGUCUCCACUAUAAAUGCAAGUGUUUGGAACAGUCAACAUAAAUUCUGCCCCAGAUCUUCCAAAGUUAAUACUAUAAGGAAAAUUCUCACUAGAAAUAAUCACAAGAGCAUGUAAAGACAAUCUGAAAGAAAACAGGUGAUCUAAACAGGUAUUAAAUAACUGCAAUAUUUAAACUGUCAAUGAUAGGUUAAUAAAAUGCAUUAUGUAAUAUUUACGGUGGAGUUGAUGCAAUCUGUACUAUAGAUGAGCUAAAAAUGUAAAAUAUGAAGAAAAUGUUCACUGGAAGCAGUGGCUAGCUCUUUAGUUACAGAUAUAUUAUGAUUUAGACAGAAAUAUUCAUUGGAACUCUCUCCAUAUUUUCUGGGUAAUCAGAUUAUUUUUCAUAUUUUGCUAAAGCCUUAUUCUUCUUCCAGCCAGCUCAUCCAACUUAGUUUACGGCACAUGCUUACAUUCUGUCCAAGGGUAAGGAUGCUGGGAAAUUAUCUCACGUAAUGAGUCUGCCCAUUGCCAGGCUGUGACUGGCCACAAGAGAAUUUGCUUAAUGUAGACCAGAAUGACAUUCAUAAUGGGUGGGAUUUUCCGCACCCACCCGCCGCCAGGACCUUCCAGUCCUGCCGCAAGUCAAUGGACUUCUGGCAGGGGUCCCGCCCACGACGGGGCCAGAAAAUCCCGGCCAAUGUUUUCCUAGCACAUUGUAAUUAAGGUGCAGCUUCGGACUCAGACAUGCAAUGACAGGAUUGUACUGGUUUCCAUAUCAUUAAUUCGAAACAGGAGAGUUCCAGAGCAAGUCUCUUUGCAAGAUCUCAAGACCCGAGCAGCAGCUGCACUUGUUUUUAAACUAUUUUAGUCAAAAGAUUAAUUCAAACAGAUGCCACAACUUUCAUAAUUAAAGCACUGCAAAUCGCUGAAACACCAAAUAGUUCCAAUUAUAUGUUGCCAAAGAUUGGCAAUAAAUAUAAAAUUGUAGAUCAGAACAUAUCUAUAAAUGUCUUCACAUUCAAAAUUCCGCUUAUUAACACUUUUAAGUAUGCACUGUAUAAGAAUAUGAACAUAUGCAUUUAAAACUGCAUACAUGGGAAAGAUUCAAAUUCAGUAGGCUGGUUCUGAAUAGUGAAUAUAUAAGUAGGCUUCAUAACUCCAAACUGAAAAGUACAUUUUCUAAGAAUCAAAUUGCUAUUUGGAUUAACAUUAUUUCAGAUUAUAUUUUGAAUUAUGUGCUUCACAACUUUUGUUCAACGUACAGCUAAUGAAGAAGCUUUUGUUUUAACCACCAUUAAAGAUGUAAAAAUUGUUCAUCAACUAAAGACAUAGUCCAAACAUUCAAAUAUGCUCAGUAAUCUAUGUACUAUGGAAAAACUAUGUGUGGGCUACUUUGUCAAUUUUAAUUUAUAAUUUCAGAGCCAAUCCCAUGUGCCUACGUAUAUAUGUACUUCUCUUGUAAUUUUUGCAUCUUUGUUCCACACUCUUCCCCCAAGUAAGUUGAAGCAACAAGACUUACCGUAAUGUUACUUUCAAUGGAAAGCAACAACACGAGAUGCAAAAGUUUGAUCCUCAGGAGUGACUCUCUUCCAAUGAUUCUUUCUCUCCCUAUGGUAAAUGACUGGCCUUCUCUUAAUAUCACCUUAAUAUGGUGGAACAGCUGAGAUUUCCAACCCUUGUGAGAAAUUGCAGAUUCAACCCCACAUUCGAUUUCUUUGUGAACAGCAGCCCCUAACCUGCACCAUUAAUAGGAAUACUUAUUUGUGUGUAUAUAUAUAUAUAAAUAUAUAUAUGUGUCCAUCAGCUUGUAAAUGUGGACUUCAAUUAUCAUGCUACUUACAAUGCUGUUUUAAAGAUCUAUAUUAUUAAAAUAUAUUUUUUCUCCAA
Molecule: messenger RNA, 5418 nt
Organism: Carcharodon carcharias (great white shark)
Lineage: Eukaryota; Metazoa; Chordata; Chondrichthyes; Lamniformes; Lamnidae
Product: carcinoembryonic antigen-related cell adhesion molecule 6-like
Exons: 12
Coding region: 108-2435 (775 amino acids)
Source: RefSeq, a predicted model, not a curated record